Trichophyton benhamiae CBS 112371 is the source of this 1158-nucleotide messenger RNA. RefSeq lists its product as uncharacterized. Gene Ontology annotation, cellular component: cytoplasm. Lineage: Eukaryota; Fungi; Ascomycota; Eurotiomycetes; Onygenales; Arthrodermataceae. Gene Ontology annotation, molecular function: isopentenyl-diphosphate delta-isomerase activity. The transcript has 5 exons. The record is from RefSeq and is a predicted model, not a curated record. Bases 1 to 1158 code for a protein of 385 amino acids. Gene Ontology annotation, biological process: isoprenoid biosynthetic process; isopentenyl diphosphate biosynthetic process.
AUGCGGCGUAACUAUCGGCGACUUCGACAUCACCAUCAGCGAGAGAAACGAAAACAAAAGAAAAGACACUCCGGGGUCUUUGCUCUCUAUCUCGCCAAUGACUGGCUGCCCUGCGACGGCGGCGCGGAGGAUGGUGGAAGUAUUCAGUCUUCUCGAGCAUCUCCUCCCCUUCUUCAACGUCUGCCCCUCUCUGCCUCGCUUUCUACUCGUUCUGCUGCUCUGGACUCGCCGUCAUCUGAAUAUCUGGAGAUUUUGCUGCGCUGGAAUCCCGUUAUCUGCGCUGUUCGACAUCAAACCUGCCUCUUCCUCCUCUCCCUCCCCCGUUCCACACUGAGAGCUCUACCGGUCAUCGCCAUGUCGACUACAGCCGGUGUAACGGAGGCCAUCACGGCGGCGAACGUUGCGGCGCUGUUCCCCGAUGUCGAUACUCAGUUCGGCGGCGCCAGCUCUGCUCGAGUGGGCGGAGAACUCGACGGCUACAACGAAGACCAGGUCAAGCUGAUGGACGAGAUGUGCAUCGUCGUGGACACAGACGACAAGCCGAUUGCGUCUGGCAGCAAGAAGACCUGCCAUCUGAUGACCAACAUCGGCCGUGGGCUGCUCCAUCGUGCGUUCUCCGUCUUCCUCUUCGACUCGCAGAACCGUCUUCUGCUCCAGCAGCGUGCCACGGAGAAGAUCACCUUCCCGGAUCUAUGGACCAACACCUGCUGCUCUCACCCCCUUGCCAUUCCCAGCGAGAUGGAGGCUAGCGGAGCAGGUCUCAGCCAGGCUGUGACGGGUGCCCGCACUGCUGCCAGGAGGAAGCUGGACCAGGAGCUGGGGAUAAAGGAGGCCCAGGUUCCGGCGGAGAAGUUCGAGUUCCUUACUCGAAUUCACUACCUUGCUCCUAGCGGUGACGAUGGGAAAUGGGGAGAACAUGAGGUUGAUUACAUCCUUUUCAUCAAGGCAGACGUCGACCUGAACCCCAACCCCAACGAGGUCCGUGAUGUCAAGUAUGUCACUCCUGAAGAGUUAAAGGCAAUGUUCAAGGACCCGAGUGCCAAGUUCACUCCAUGGUUCAAGCUCAUCUGCGAUGACAAGCUGUUCGAGUGGUGGGAGAACUUUGGAUCUGACUCUUUCAAGAAAUACACCAACGACGAGAAGAUAUGUAGAAUGUAG